Molecule: messenger RNA, 1008 nt
Organism: Theobroma cacao (cacao)
Lineage: Eukaryota; Viridiplantae; Streptophyta; Magnoliopsida; Malvales; Malvaceae
Source: RefSeq, a predicted model, not a curated record
CUAAACAGCCAAACACGGCUUUUUAGAAAUUGAAUAAAAAAAAAUUCUCUUACUUCUUCCUCUCCACACUUUCUCUCUCUUUGGCAACAGCGUAAAAAAAUGGCGGUAUCCUCUAGAAGAUCGAGCGGUCCGGUUCUCCGAUCCCUCUCCCCCUCCGGCCGCUUCAGUUCUCACUACGCUUCACAAUCUCCAUCUUCUUCUUCUUCAGCUUUCGCUUAUUCGAGUUCUAGUUUCUCUUCACGCUCCUCAACUUUCUUUAACCAGCAUAGAUCUAUCUCUCCGCCACGUGUCAAUCUCUACAACCACUCUCAGUCGGCGUCGUCCGUGAGAUUUUCACUUGAUAACCGUCCGAUCUCGCCGAACAGGUCCAUCACGACCGUCCGUAGAAACACCGAGGCGUUGAAGAAUUUACAGAGCAAACAACCGAAGCGAACUUGCAUGUGUUCCCCAACCACGCAUCCGGGAUCGUUCCGUUGCAGUCUUCAUAAGGGCUUCAAUAGCUCGCAUGCGGUGACAAGUUACGCGCCGAGUAACAGGCUCAACGCGCGUAGAUCUGCGAUGACGAACUCGCUGGUCAGAAUCGGAGGAGUAGAAGGUGAUCUUGUUAAGAGGGCUUUGUCGGCUUUGAUCAGACCUUCCUCUCACCAGCAGCGUCGCCGCGCCGCGUUCCAGCCGAGGCCUAGCCGGCUCUCCUUGAUGUCAAAAGCGGAGGAUUUGUGAAGAUUAUCUUUUGCGGUAUGUGAAAUCUUUUAACGCUUUUUGGUUAAGUCUCCGAGAUUUUCCGGUGAUUGGAGAUCGAGGCUUCGGAGUAACGCCCCGGACGGUGGCGGUGAAGUCAGAUUACGCGAAGAGGUUGGAGAUCUGAGCGAAGGAUUCGGGACGGAUAUGGUUUUUAGUGUACUCCGGGUGACCGAAACCGUAAAAUCUGAGGAACAAAUUAUCAUAUACUUUGUUGGUGUAAAUACACGCAUAUUUGCAGGCAAUGGCAAAUUUGAGGGCUUUUGGACA